AUGGCUUAUAACGUAAAUAGUACUAGUUUUUCUGGUGAUAUUAUUGAGUUAUUGAACAAGAGUUUUUCGGAGGGUGAUGUUGCUGUUGAUGGGAUGGAAUUGGACGAAGAUGACAACAUAUCUGUGCGUAGUUGUGAUGUAAAUAAUGCAAAUAUCGAUGGAAAUGAUAUUGAUAUAGUAAAUGGUUUUGUAUCCGAAAAUGACAAAGACGCUGAUGUUCCUCAAGAUGAAUGUAAUGUGGUUCAAGUGGAAAGUAUUAGUGAUGAACAAGUUAGUGAGGACGAUAUUGGGAAUGCCUCAAGUUUUAUUGACUCGGAAAAAGAAAGCCUUCAUAGUUCAACCAAUGAAUCUACAAUGGCGUCCAAAAAGUCAUUUGCAAAGAACUCUAAAAAGCCAUCUAAAAAGAGGUCUACAGAGGCACAACAACCAAAUCUAACUAAAGCUAAACUCCUUCGUAUGAAGUGGGAUAAGGAGUAUGCUUUUGUGACCGACAGUGACAGUGGACCUGUAAGUACUAUUCCUAUUUAUAACUGCAAUUACGGUCGUAAUCUGCCUACAGAAUUUGAUCUCACUUCAAAACCAAUUGAUUUCUUUUCACUUUACUUUCAUAGUAAUCUGAUACAAUUGAUUUGUGAUGAAACCAACCUAUAUGCUCAAAGUUUGCCUAUUCAAAACCAAAGGAAACAAAAGGUUUGGGCUGAUACAACAACCACAGAGAUCCGAGCUCUUCUCGGGGUUGUACUGAAUAUGGGACUUCACCCGUUGCCUGAUAUAAAGGACUACUUUUCAUUGUCCUGGGUAAACAAGAUGCCCUUUUUUUCCGAUGUUUUUACUCGAGAUAGGUUUUUGAUGCUGUUUUGGAGAUUACACUUUAGUCAUGAACAGGGAAGCGCACGUGACCUCAAAAUAAGAAAUAUUGUGAACACAAUUCAAGAGCAAUGUAAACUAUUCUAUACGCCAAGCUCGUAUGUGUCAGUGGAUGAGAGCACUAUUUCAUUCAAGGGCAAGAUUUCAUUCAGAGUUUACAACCCCGACAAGCCUGUAAAAUUUGGGCUAAAAGUGUUUGUUCUUUCUGAUGCUCUGAAUGGGUAUAUUUACAGUUUCAGCCCAUAUUACGGUAAAAGUGAUGGUAACGAGGAUGAGCUUUUGAAAACAACAAAUACUGUUCUACAACUCUGCGAUUCUUUAGUAAAAGAUCCCCUGGACCCUCCAUCUGGUCACCAUGUAUACGUCGACCGUUACUACAAUAGCCCUGAACUGGCUAAAGAGUUGCUGAAGAAAAAUAUGUUUGUUACGGGAACGGUUAUGAAUAAUAGAAAGGAAAUGCCAACACUAAGCAAACCGCUCAAUUGUGGUGAUGUAGAAGCACGAAGAAACAAAGACUUGGGUGUUAUUUAUUGGAAGGACAAAAGAGUGGUAACUAUGCUUACAACCAAACACAAAAUAAGCCGGAAUGAGAUGACAGAGAAGCCCAGCAAGUGGCCAAAUAAACCUCCUGUACUAAAGCCUGAUGUUGUCUUAGAUUACACUAAACACAUGGGUGGAGUUGAUCGUGCUGACCACGUGAUAUCUAGUUAUCAGUUUAUGAGGCGUACUAAAAAAUGGUAUCGCAAACUUUUCUUUUGGCUCCUUGAAGUGUCUACUAUAAACUCUUAUAUUCUAUAUAAAUCCUUGCAAGAAGAGAACAACAGAGUAGCAAUGUCUCACAAACAGUUUAGACUUAGCCUUGUGGAAGAUUUAGUAAGAGACUACGUUCAGGAGACCUGCAAUUUUACAAGAAGACGACCAGGACGACCGAAAAAUGAUAUUCAACGGCUGAACGGAAAACUCCAUGUUAUGGGCAAAUCACCGAAGGGGUCCUUCAGAUGUCAUGUUUGUGCAAAGAACAAAGUUCGUAAGGAAACUGUGUACUUUUGUAAAACAUGUGACGAAAAACCGUACUUACAUCCAGACACAUGUUUUGAGGUGUACCACACUCAAAAAGACUAUUUUUAG
Molecule: messenger RNA, 1995 nt
Organism: Macrosteles quadrilineatus (aster leafhopper)
Lineage: Eukaryota; Metazoa; Arthropoda; Insecta; Hemiptera; Cicadellidae
Product: piggyBac transposable element-derived protein 4-like
Exons: 1
Coding region: 1-1995 (664 amino acids)
Source: RefSeq, a predicted model, not a curated record